This is a messenger RNA of Haliotis rufescens (red abalone), 3067 nucleotides long. RefSeq names its product neuronal acetylcholine receptor subunit alpha-10-like. The coding region runs from base 311 to 1594 and encodes 427 amino acids. The transcript has 6 exons. Gene Ontology annotation, molecular function: transmembrane signaling receptor activity; neurotransmitter receptor activity; extracellular ligand-gated monoatomic ion channel activity. Lineage: Eukaryota; Metazoa; Mollusca; Gastropoda; Lepetellida; Haliotidae. Gene Ontology annotation, cellular component: neuron projection; synapse; membrane. The record is from RefSeq and is a predicted model, not a curated record. Gene Ontology annotation, biological process: signal transduction; nervous system process; monoatomic ion transmembrane transport.
GUGUUUUUAUUGGAUUCUGUGGACUCAUUGGAAUCGCUAAUAAUGUAUGUUUAGUGCGAAGGAUUAUAUUGUUGGUGUCAGUAAUACUCCCUCUGUUGGAUCAAUAUGUUGAAGUCAAUAAAUACUGGAUACGGCCACAAGAGACACCGUGCAAACAAAUGAGAAUCGAAUGCGUAUAUGAACGAACUGAAAGCAAAUGUUCAUCUGACGGAAUAGACAUUUUUUGUUGUAAUGGUCACAGAGACCUUUCAUUAUUCGUUCGUUAUGGAACCACGAGGAAGCGAAUAUUAGAAAAGCACCUGAAGACACGAUGGAAAUGUGGCGCCUACUUCUAGCUUGUCUGUUCUGUGGUUUACAUCGUUUGUGUGUCAGAGGCGCUAGCCCGGGGGACAUCAUACAGGUGAAGAAGCAGAUCUUUGAUGGAUAUGACAGAUACGUUCGCCCCGUUCACAGCCAUGAAGAACCAAUUCAAAUGGAUAUGCUGUUUUCUCUUACCAGCAUCGAUUCCCUGGAUCUGAAAAGUCAAAAACUGAAAUGGAAUGGGUGGCUUAGUCUUACAUGGCAUGAUAUGCUGCUCUCCUGGAACGCCAGCCAAUACGGAGAUCUCGACUUCAUUACUGUGCCACAGACGAAGAUCUGGCUCCCCGACUACGUCAUUGACAAUGACGUUUCUGCGAAAAGAGUCUUAGGAAACUCGGACACUCUCGUAUUCAUUAGGAGCAGCGGUUUGGUCACUUGGGAACCAGGGAUGGUUAGUGAAACAAGCUGCAAAAUUGACAUAAGAAAGUACCCCUUUGACACCCAGACAUGUUCCUUUGACUUUCUUCCCUGGAUGACAACAAGCAGGUUUUUGAACACUACAGUUUCAUCCAACAAGAUCCAAAUGUCAGCUUUUGUGCCACAUGGAGAGUUCACAAUAGCAGGGUCAUCCGUUAUGUUUGCUCGCUAUCCGACAACAUUUUCAGACGAUGAUUUGGUGGGGAUAAGCUUCUCUAUUGUGCUCAGCAGACGUCCGGCAUUCUAUUGGAUGAUCAUGAUAUUUCCAAUGGUGACAUUUCCUCUGCUCUGUCCAAUCAGCUUCUUAGUACCUGUAGAGAGUGGAGAGAAGAUAACUCUGUCAAUCACUGUGGUGUUGUCCUACUUGGUAUUCAUUGGGUCAAUGAACGACGCGAUGCCAAAGUUGUCCGAUACAGUCUCUUUGAUGGUAAUAUAUGCCUCCUUACAAACAACUAUCAGCAUCCUCACAGUCGUCGCCAAUGGACUCAUCAUAUGUGUUCACAAACUGCCCUCUGACUUUCAAGUUACAUUUCCCAAGUUUCCCAAGAUGUCCCAAAGGCUUGUGGCCAUAGGGGAACAGAAGAAGUACCUACCCAAAGGAGAGUCCCUUCAAAGUGUUACGGGUAGCUCAGUGGGGUUGUGUCCAGAUGAUCACAACACAAAUGGAAUGUCAGCGUGUGAAGAAGAAAAGAAUGCUGUGUCCGGAAGUGACAAAUGGAUCCAAAUUGCUCGUAGACUUGAUAAGAUUUGUUUCUCAUGCUUCUUGUGUCUUACUAUAUUGGUGUCAGUUAUAUUCGGGUUUCUGAUUUCCCAAUGAGUGGAUGUGAGAGUAAAUGUUGGUUGACGAUGAGUCUUGCGCUUGCAAACAGGUGAGUGAUAUUGCAAUCGAAGUACCAAGCUGUAGGGUUAAGAUUAUUUACAGACCACCGUCACAUAGCUUGACUAUUGGCGCUGAGCAACAAACAAAAUUAUAAUAACCUAACAUCUUAAAUAUGUUGAUGGCGAUUUUCAUAAGUAAGUGCUGACUUUGGGGUAUAAAAUAAUGGAACAGGGGUAUUACCUUUCGUCAAUAGAUUUCAAAGUAUUAUCCCGUCUUGUAACAAAACAAAAAAGUUCCUGUCGAACCAUUUUUGUCGAUUAUCUUUUUGUUUCUGUAUCUGCAGUAUAUUGCUCAAUACACACUAGUCGUGUAGCAAUACCAGUACACUUUGAAAGUUUUAUGUCUUAUAUAAAUAAUCAUGUAAACUAUUUUGUUGCCCAUAACCCUACUCUCGUAUUGUGUUGGUUAUACUACGAUAACACCGACCAUUUCAUUUGUUGGUAAAUAUCCCCGGGGUGGGAUUAUUCUUUUGCUGUAAAAUACUCAGCUGAACGUUUUUUUCGAUUCUCGUUUCUGAAGUACACUUCAGGGCAACACUAAUGCAAUGUUUAGAACCAUAAAUAAUAGCGACCAAACUAUUUCCAUAUUCAUAAAAAAUCGACUCUGAAAACAGAGUUCAUUGUCCGAGUCCCACUUCAUCAUAAGCAUAUGUUAAUGAAUCACCAUCAAAUAAAGAUGACACAGGGCUUUUCGCGAAACGAUCAGCUUAUCCUGCCUCACGUGUUUAUAUUAUCAAAGGGUGGCUAUAAAUGUCGUCGAUAUAUUGAUGGCGAAAACAAUUAGCUAUUUGAAUAAAUACACGCGGUAGCUCCUCGACCUUUCGCAUUGACUUGGUUAGGAAACAUGUAAAUAUCAAUAUUGAUUAAUAAUAAGGGAUUAUGGAGACAUCUUGAAACAAGCUUAUUGAAAUGGGAGAAAAACACACUUUGUUCAAUCAACUUUAUCAGAAAAUGUUAACGUAUAUCCUUAACAGCUGAGCUUACAGUACAUACACAAGUAAACUCAGGGAGAAAAAAAAGUAUACCAAGUUUGUUUUUUAUGUUAUUGAAAACUGAAAGCACUGGUGAUAAUUUGAUAAUGUCUAUGUAAUCAUCACUCAUUCCUGCAACAAUUUGUAAAAAGUAAUCUGUUGAUAGGUAUUUUUGUGUAAAAAAUAAUUGGUUCAAUGAAGACUGGAAUAAAAGACAAAUAUGCAACCACAUGACCACUAGCAUAUUUGAAUUGUUAUAAUAUUGUGCGGGGAAAAAGCAAAUUUAUUGAUUUCAAAUAUGUCUACGAUACCCAUCAGCGGUUGUGUAUGUAUUAUGCGAGUGUGUUCUCUUUAAUCUUUCAAGUUUUAAAUCAAAUUAUUACCGUAGUCGACGUAAUCAGCGCCCACGGCGAUAUUUGCUAAUAUAUUGGCAAGUGAAC